This is a messenger RNA of Opisthorchis viverrini, 3841 nucleotides long. RefSeq lists its product as hypothetical. The coding region runs from base 20 to 3553 and encodes 1177 amino acids. The transcript is spliced from 13 exons. The record is from RefSeq and is a predicted model, not a curated record. NCBI's taxonomy places the organism in Eukaryota, Metazoa, Platyhelminthes, Trematoda, Opisthorchiida, Opisthorchiidae.
UGAUGGGUAGCGUGCACUGAUGCCACUUUCGACUUUGGCAUUGCGCUCAGGCUGCAGUGGAGUGUAUCAAUGCAGCAUCCCGAGUCCUUACUUUUCAGUCUCAAAAUGGGGUUCUUUAGAGAGCGGUUCGGAAACAAGGCUAUCUCAUCUGUAUGACUGCCUCAUAGAGGACGCUUCGCCCACUCGUGGUUUUCAGCCAGAUGGAGAAGAGACCAUGUUAGGCACCCCAACAGAUGCUACCACGGUGAGCGCUGAUCUACGCAACCGUCUUUCGAUCGAUAACCUGGCUGCAGCAAUCAGCCAAUCAACACCAGCUCAGCUGCCAAUGUCUGACCAUUCUGAUCAGCAUUACGAUAAUGUAUGCAUUGACAAGCUUGCUGGCAAUGCAGCUGAUAUUGGCGUGAACGGACAGUUAGCCUAUACAGAAAGGGAUCCGGAAGUUCGUCAAUCAGAGGACUUUAUACUAACGAAGGUUCGCUUCAGUCAGGUAGGCAGCAAGCCGCCAGGUUGCUCGACUUCACUGGGGUCCCCUAGCCCGUCGGAUACCAAACGGGGUGGUGACCUAGAUACAUACGCAGUACCCAGUACAGAGUCGGCUGUACUUUCAUCCCCCAACGCGGAACAGCCUCCAACAAACCAUCUGUCGGAUAUAUCGACAAACAAAAACCCUUACAUCAGUGAACGGGACGCCAGUGCGGUGUCCACAGAGCCACCGGUGCGUUUCACGUUAGCUGACUACUUUGACAGUCUAAACAAUACACCCACCACCCCAAAACCCCUGCUACCUCGAUUGGUCGUGCCAGCACCGAAAAUGACGGGGCUACAAACCCCGGUUGAGAAGGCACUCGAGAUGUCACACAGCACCUCGUUGGACGAUAUUUCCGAUUCGUUACUUAACCCCGGUGGCAAUGGUAGUGAGUCCGCCUCAAGUUCCGUUACCUUCGGUCAUAUCCCCAUGGAUGCUGUGGAUUACCUUGUGAAACGUCGAUCAUUUUUACUCAUUUGCCUGGCCGAACGUUAUGAGGAACUUAUUCGACUGCUGGAUGAAGAGCUGGAGCUGACAGGACAACCACCGGAGAACUACAAUCAAUACAUGCACGAGUGCCAUGAUGCUCAGGCUGCCGCAAAGCGGUUGCGCGCUCCAGAACCAACAAAGAUAGAAGAGGAUGGCAGCAGAUCCUCAGACGUUAUCUCUCAAGCAGCCCUCGUGGUUCCCUCGGAUGACAUGGCAGCUAAGCACCCAAGAGGUGCUACAGUUGAGAGAAUGCAAGAUAAUGGAAAUCUUGGUUUCCCGUUAAAACAGCGUCUUUUGUUUUCAUUUCUUUCCCAACGAGAAGAUCCUGGACUAGAGAGACUUCGUACUGGUCUGUUGGGACAGCGGUUGCAAAAAACUGGGUUUCCAAUUUCUCCGAUGAACGUUCGCAAAUUUGGUGUGCACGUAUCACCUUCGUCUCAUAGUUUGAGACAGUCAAGUCUGCUUUCAUUGUCCGAUCAAGAAAAGCGAAGGAGCGAGGGAGUGUUGCCCCCUGUUGCAACGGCCUUUAAUGCGGAACGCUCACAAAGUUUUUAUAAACAAGGUGGGAUGCUAGAUAGCCGAGACCUGCGAGAUUCAAAAUGUAGUGAACAGAAUGGCAUGAGCAGGAAGGCGCCGGUUGGUAGAGGGUCUCAUAUAAAGUCCACCAGUAUGAGUGACAUCUAUUCCGGAGUGCGGGAAUCAUGGAUGGAUGCGAGCGAACUAGAAGAAAGUUCGAACUCAGUUGUCACCAUGGAGCGUGAUGCGGUGAGCUCGACCGAUAGAGAAUCCUCUCUUCAAGAAGCAGUGGCAGGCAAGGGAGAAGCGGAGAAUGGAGAAGGUCGGGAGUCAGAGUUGACAUGGAUAAAUGUUGAAUUAGAGGCCCUGCGUAACAUCAUGGAGGUGAAUCUUCGCCUGGCAGCUGACUCAAAGCGAAAAGAAGCAUCCAGGAAGGCAUAUCGACUUGCAGCCAGACAAAACGAGCAGGCAAUUAAUCAACUGGAAGAACAACGACGGAUCUUGUUGGGUCUUCCAAGUGGUGGCAAGGAGACAACACCCCUUACCAGACAUAAAGGCGGCAAAUCACGUGGAGGCAUCACGCGGAAGUCCGGAAACGCUCGGUCUGCCAGCGAAGUGCGAAUAUCAGCACCCUCAGACUCACUGAAUGGAAAAGCUUCCGGUCAGUCUAAGUUAAGCAGUUCAAGCACCGAGAAUGGCGCCGUCAAACACGUUUUGUUGCCUGCUCCAACCAACUCUGUAAUGUAUGACGGACUCGUGCAUACUGCACCGAUUUAUAACGAGCCGAUCCAGUCAAAACCAGACGCCAAUUCAUCUUUGAAUGUAAACGAACCGUCUGCACCCACUGCCAGCACGCCAGAGCCAGACGAAGAGCGAUUAAAUCGAAUGGGGACCUGCGGGGCUUUGCCAGCAUAUUCCAAGAACGAUUCCAAGAAACAAAACUCUCUCAUCAGUGAUCCACAGGCAGCAUCAAGCCCUAUUCAGAAUCCAUGUGUAAGAAGACUGACACGCACACCUUUCCCUAGAAAGGAACAGACAGUACCACCGGAUACGGAUCAUUCAGACGAUGGUAGAGAUAGUGGACGAGGCACACUUUUUCACUCCAGCCCUCACACUUGUGAUGAUUCCAAAGAUACGUACAGCACUGAAAACCGAACCUCCGUAGAUUCACAAGACUCUACUUGUUCUCCCACUCCGUGCACGUACAGAGGUAAUAAUUCUACUCCAGUCGUUGUACGUCAUCAUACGAUCCAAGCUAACUAUUACAAGGACACCAUGCCGUCGCCUGGCCCUCUUCAAUCCCAUUUUGAAGAUGGAAAUUCUCCAGUGGACUACAGGAUGCCGACCCAAGAAGCCUUCAUGUAUUCUCGUUUACCGGCUUACAAUAAUGGAAGUUAUCCCACCAGAACGGAUGGUUACGAGCUACCUUGUCGUGGAACAUUUGCAUUUACCUCACAUAUACCGUAUGAGGUUGAGGUGAAGAAAGCGACUCCCCCGUAUUCAGAUGAACCCUACUUUCCGGUUUCCCAUAGGGUUAUGCCUUCUAUGCAAAUGAGACCUGCCCACCAAGCAGCUAGUGUGCAAGAACUAUACGAUGUUUCCAGCGUUUCCGAUAUACAUGUUUUCGCACCAGAGUACAACAGACCACCACCCUAUCCUUCACUACAAGCUCACCGCUCCCAUCCAAACCCUCAAAACUUCAAUGUUGGAUCAAGAUCUCGGACUCCGGAUCCGAUGAGAUCUGCCACUCGAGGCAUUCGCCCGGUAGACUAUGAGAUACAGUUCGAAUCCCAGCCUCCCUCAGAUUCAGGCUACUAUCCAAACACUACCUCUCCCGGCUAUGAUCCACUGCCUCAUUCGUUCCAACCACUCUACUACGAUCGAACUCACUUCGCUAUGCCGACCCGUUCCUCUCCGUCAUUCUGGUCGUCUGAUACGAAUAUUUCAUGUACAGACGCCGUGAGCUCGAGGCAGUUCUACCUGAGCAGUCGCAGUCGUUACGUGAUAUUCCAUUUUGAAUGAAAUUUAUUACUGGUCACCGCUCAGUCUGACCAUGACAACGCGCGUUAAGUACUUCGACUUCGUCAUCGAAAACGCCACAGACGAAAACCCUCCAUAGCCCAUGAUUGGUGGCUGCAGUGUGCAAUCAAACGAUUCACUUCCUCAAUACAGCCGACCAAGUAUUUUUGUUUCAUCUACUUUAUUUUUCAGGAGCACGAUUAUGUAAACUGUAUAUCCUUUCAAAGAAGUUGAAUCAGAUUACGUUUUCAUUGCAUAAUGUACAUAAACAUUAAACUACGUAAAAGUGCC